This is a messenger RNA of Trichobilharzia szidati, 378 nucleotides long. NCBI's taxonomy places the organism in Eukaryota, Metazoa, Platyhelminthes, Trematoda, Strigeidida, Schistosomatidae. The record is from the annotation of a GenBank genome assembly.
AUGAAUGAUAUAGUUAAUGAUAAAAAUGGAAAUAUGAUAUUUAAAACGAACACAAAAAGUGUUAACAUCUUCAUUGCAGGGUUUCACUGCUGCUGCAACUAUUAUACUACUACUACUACUACUACUACUACUACUACUACUACUACUACUACUACUACUACUACUACUACUACUACUACUACUACUACUACUACUACUACCACUACUACUACUACUACUACUACUACUACUACUACUACUACUACUACUACUACUGCUACUACUACUACUACUACUACCACUACUACUACUACUACUACUACUACUACUGCUACUACUACUACUACUACUACUACUACUACCAUUAUUAUUACUAUCAUCAGUGUGCGUCAAUUUUAA